Messenger RNA from Pezoporus occidentalis (night parrot), 4194 nucleotides. It is a transcript of the gene PAK2, whose product is annotated as p21 (RAC1) activated kinase 2. The transcript has 15 exons. NCBI's taxonomy places the organism in Eukaryota, Metazoa, Chordata, Aves, Psittaciformes, Psittacidae. Gene Ontology annotation, cellular component: cytoplasm. Gene Ontology annotation, biological process: protein phosphorylation; regulation of MAPK cascade; intracellular signal transduction. Gene Ontology annotation, molecular function: protein serine/threonine kinase activity; ATP binding. The coding region runs from base 192 to 1766 and encodes 524 amino acids. The record is from RefSeq and is a predicted model, not a curated record.
CCCGCGGGCUGUGGCCACGCGCGGCGGUUCCGCUUCCCCUCCGGCUCCUGCCGCCGCCGCCGCCUCGGUGGGUUCCCGACGCCGCCGCCAUUGCAGAGGCGCCGAGUGGCGGCCGCGCCCCGCUCAGCCCGUCCGUCCUCCGAGGCGGCAGGCGCCGCCCCAGCUCGUGCUUUCACUAGCUAUUGGGAACCAUGUCUGUCAACGGAGAAGUGGAAGACAAGCCACCAGCUCCUCCUGUCCGGAUGAGCAGUGCUAUCGUCACUGCAGGGGGUAAAGACCAGUUGUCUGCCAACCACAGUUUGAAACCCCUGCCCUCUGUACCAGAAGAGAGAAAACCUAGGAAUAAAAUCAUCUCCAUAUUCUUUAUCACUGAAAAAGGAAGCAAGAAGAAGGAAAAGGAAAGGCCAGAAAUCUCCCCACCAUCAGAUUUUGAGCACACCAUCCAUGUUGGUUUUGAUGCUGUUACUGGAGAGUUCACUGGAAUGCCAGAGCAAUGGGCUCGGUUGCUUCAGACCUCAAAUAUCACAAAGCUAGAACAGAAGAAAAACCCCCAAGCGGUACUAGAUGUGCUGAAAUUCUAUGACUCCAAAGACACAGCAAAACAGAAGUACCUGAGUUUUUCUGCUCCAGAAAAAGAUGGUUUCCCUUCAGGAUCACCAACGACCAAUGCCAAAGGAGAACCAUCAGCAGCUGUGGCAGAUGAUGAUGAAGAUGAUGAAGAAGCUCCUCCUCCUGUUAUUGCUCCACGGCCCGAUCACACAAAAUCGAUCUAUACACGGUCCGUAAUUGACCCCAUCCCUGCGCCAGCCGGUGACACUUCUGUUGACAGUGCGGCAAAAUCAGGUGAUAAGCAGAAAAAGAAGACCAAAAUGUCAGAUGAAGACAUCAUGGAAAAACUACGCACUAUUGUGAGCAUAGGAGAUCCCAAGAAAAAAUACAACAGAUAUGAGAAAAUCGGGCAGGGGGCUUCAGGUACAGUUUUCACAGCUAUUGAUGUGGCGACAGGGCAGGAGGUUGCUAUUAAACAGAUAAACCUGCAGAAACAGCCUAAGAAGGAGUUGAUUAUUAAUGAGAUCUUGGUAAUGAAAGAGCUGAAGAACCCCAACAUUGUCAAUUUCCUGGACAGUUACCUCGUAGGAGAUGAAUUGUUUGUGGUGAUGGAGUAUCUGGCUGGAGGCUCGCUAACAGAUGUGGUCACAGAAACUUGUAUGGAUGAAGCACAGAUAGCUGCUGUUUGCAGAGAAUGCUUGCAAGCACUUGAGUUCCUACAUGCCAACCAGGUCAUCCACAGAGACAUUAAGAGUGACAACGUGCUGUUAGGAAUGGAUGGAUCUGUUAAACUAACCGACUUCGGUUUCUGUGCUCAGAUCACCCCAGAGCAGAGCAAGCGGAGCACUAUGGUUGGAACUCCUUACUGGAUGGCUCCUGAAGUGGUCACACGGAAAGCAUAUGGCCCUAAAGUGGACAUCUGGUCUCUGGGCAUCAUGGCUAUUGAGAUGGUAGAAGGAGAACCCCCAUACCUCAACGAAAACCCCCUGAGGGCUUUAUAUUUGAUAGCAACAAAUGGCACGCCAGAGCUGCAGAAUCCUGAGAAACUGUCACCAAUAUUCCGGGAUUUCUUGAACCGAUGUUUGGAGAUGGAUGUCGAGAGAAGAGGAUCAGCCAAAGAAUUGCUACAGCAUCCCUUCUUGAAACUGGCCAAACCUCUGUCUAGCUUGACGCCAUUGAUCCUGGCAGCCAAAGAAGCAAUGAAGAGUAACCGCUAACAUUACUGCCACAGCCUUCAUCCUUUUUUCGUUUGUAUUUUACAAAUCUUUAUAAUAUAUGAAAUUUUUACACUUCUGGGGGAGGGAAGGGAUUGGAGGGGUGGGACACGGGACAACACACGUCUGUGAAAGGGAAGAAACUCUCAUCCAGAGGAUGCCCAAAAUAAAUUAUGGUGACUCCAGCGAUCCCUGUCUGGGGUCCAGAAGGAAUUGAGGACUGAAUUACUGGCCUUUUUUUUUUCCUUUUAUUAUUUCCCUCCAGAAACCUUAGAAAUGCCACUUAAUGUGCCCAAGGUUUUAAGGGUUGUUAACGACUUUGCUGUAACAGCUCCCAUUCAUUGUACCCCCUUGUCUGGGUACUUUCAAUACUUGAAUGACAGAUUCAAGCUUUCAGAGAGCAGUAGUAAUUUUACCUGCUGAUCUCUUUCACACUUCUCUUCCUCCCCUCUACCUGUUUAUUUUUAAAUCACUCUAGUAAAGCUCCCAUAUGACAAGAUGCACAGUGAGUGUGACAAAUGUGAAUGUGCGUCUUGCCUGUCAUUUCAUUUAUGGAUUAGUUGUCAGAGUACUGUAGGAUUGGCAGUUCGGCUACUUAAAACAUGGUAAUGUAUUGAAACAUUUUUCACUUCUAAGAUAAAUAUGGAGAGAGGAGGAAGACAAGUAUUCAUCUGUUUCUUAUGUGCCUGUGCUCUGUGGACUUUUAAUCAAAGAUGUGGCCUCUUUGUAGAAACUUAAUGAUUGGUCAAGUCUUUGGAUGUCGGUUUAUGGAUAUGUAGUUAGGGGUCAGAUACUUUAUUUAUGAUCAAAUGAUCAGCUAUAGUCAGGGCAAGAAAAAAAAUUCCAGCUGUCUUCCUGUCUGCUCUUUUUUUACCCCAUUAGAAUUGUUGGCCAGAAGCUUAAGGGAUAAUGUGCUUAGUGCGGUGGAUGGUUCAAAAAUGUAUUGUAUCUGUGCUCUGACUUGGGCUUUGGAAGUUAUGCUGGUGCCUUUGACUUUUUUAUUUUACAUUUCUUUUCUUUGUAUCAAAUACAUUUAUGUAUAUGUUGUAUUUCUCCCCCCAAGCAAAUAAUCCAUCAACCUAUGGAGUUGUCAGAGUUUAAGUAUUAGAGCUAUUUUCCCCAGUUUCUUAUGUGCUCCAUUUGUACUAAUGAAAUCAGAAGAACAAGUAAUCAGAUCUGAGGACACUGAAGAUACAGGAUUUUUAAAUAGGAUUCAAAUGGAAGAUUAUGAACACCUGGAGUUGCCAAAGUGCUGUUCCGAGAAGAUGAAAGCUGCUAGGGGAGAACAGUGCUGUCAGAUGUUCAUGGGGCUUAUUUGACCAGCUAGUUCGAGGCUGAGGAGACGUGAUGUGUCACACUGACCCUUUCUCACCUAAAGACAUUAUACCAGCUAGAAUGGCUGAAGUCAAACAUUCAAUGCAAGAAAAAGUGCCUCACUCUGAAGGACAGUGAGUGACUUGAGCAGUUGAAUUCUUGAGGUUACCAGGGUCAAGUGUAGAAGAGCCUGUGCCUGUGGCUGCUUCCAGCACUACAGUCUGUGUAUUUCAACUUCUCCAACAGUUUAACGAAGAGCUAACUGUAGUAACAAAGUGCCAAAUGAUUCUGUGAAAUAACAACCAUUAUUUUAGUGGGGUUUUAUUGCAUUCCCAGUAGGGCAGGACCUGGGACAGGUAAGGUUACAGCUGCGUAUGGGUGGAGGACCCUGAAUAAGAAUUAUUUGCACACUUUUACAAAUGUUGCUGGCAGAAGAUAGAGGUCAUUUCAGAUAAUUUCAGUAUUUGUAUAGUAAUAGAGAGAACUCUGUUUUGGGAACUGGUAGCCAAGGUAUGACAGAACCACCUUCCAGCUGAGAGCAGUUGGAGGCUGUUUGUGUUGAUGAUGGAGGGGAAGCAGGGCAUUGGUGUGGUACCAACAAGAUGCCUUUGUUAUGCAGGGCACUGCAGUGUCACAGUUCAGCGUGUGUUCUGCUCAGGCAUGGUAGUAAACUUCUAAGUUGGGUAAGUUAUGUUACUUGUUCCAUCACAGGAAUUAAUCCCUCUAGCUAUAAGCCUAAGAAGAGAGUUCUGGUUUUAAACUCAAGUGUCUUAUUCCAGGCAAGGAAAUCUAGAUGCAUUUCCCAGGCAAAAUGUAUUGUGAGCCAUAGACACUGUGAACACUGUAGUGGCAAUGCCCCUGGUUUGAGUAUGUCUGGCUCCCUGAUCAAAUGAAGUAGUGAGGAGGCUUGGCUGAGAGAAAAAACCCUGUCAUACCAAUGAUUCCCCCUUUGUCCAUUGCUGGCAAUGGACUUUGUGAAACUCCUUGUGCCAGAGUUAAACUGGGAACUUUUCUUUCUUCUUUCUUUUUUCCUUUUUACUUUUGAUGGCACAAUCUAGACAGUAAAAUAACUUGUGGUAAAUUUAGGGUUUGUUGUUUGUUGUUUUUUUUUAUAAAA